Messenger RNA from Didymosphaeria variabile, 1602 nucleotides. RefSeq lists its product as uncharacterized. The transcript has 2 exons. Lineage: Eukaryota; Fungi; Ascomycota; Dothideomycetes; Pleosporales; Didymosphaeriaceae. The record is from RefSeq and is a predicted model, not a curated record. The coding region runs from base 1 to 1602 and encodes 533 amino acids.
AUGCCGGAAUCCCAGCGCGGCACUGCUAACCGAGACAGCAAGGUGCGGCCGACUUCGUACUUCAACCGCUUGAACGAAGCCAUAGAGAAUCGCGUGUUGUACCCAUUCAACACGAUCGCGCUGUUGGGGCAAGAUCCAACGCAAAUGCAGAUUCCCAUACCAGCCUCGUUCCUCGCUGCGAUGGAGCCCCGCGUAGAAGCCACCGUGCGUGAGCUACGCAACCGCUUGACCUACCAGGAAGCGAAGAAGAUCGUGGUCUCCAUCUUGCCUACUCUUGAGCCUACGGACGUGUCUUCAACCCACUGGAUUGCCGAGCCUUCUUCCCGCCUGCUGCGUCCUCAAGAGGUCAUCACCUCACUGGGGCCGCACUCAGUCUUCCUCGACCAAGCCUUGCAAUCCGAUGACUUCUUCCAGAAGCUGGUGUGCGCAAUGCUUCUCAAGAGUACACAGCCGAAGUUGUCGUUCCUCCAGGUGAUCGUCAUGGCAUUGAUGGCUUAUGGGGAUAUCGCAGAUGAGACCGAGAUCUGCGAUUGGAUGUGGGAAAACAUCCCCUUCUGCGGUCAAUGUAUCAAAGCGCGGUUGGCUCUUGUAAUCCACAGGGAGCUCACCGUAGUCUUUGAGAGCCGCCAUCGGGUCCUAGAGCCGAUUGACGCUGCCGUUUGUGGUCGAGGACUGGUCUACGAGCGAGAGCAGAAGGGUCGUGUUUGGCGGCUACCCACGAACAGCGAGAACCGCAUCUUCCAAGGCCUGUACGCGCCAGGGCACGUCUUACUUUGGAAUCGCCCGCGGCCCUUCGUAGCCACCCAGAAUAUGCCCAGGAUACGAAGUGUGGCGGCGAUCAAUGGGACCCCGUUCCUAGCGCACAGUUACGUCCCCAAGCUUGAGAUGAUGCCCGCGGAAAUCUUGGACCAGAUCGCCUGGCACAGUGUCCUGCGUUCCGAAACUGUUCAGGCUCUGAUAACUUCGGCCGGAAUUGGCUUCUACCAGAUCGCGGCAGAGUCAAUCACAGCAAACGCCACGGGUCAGUUCGCAAACCUUCCUCGACGCCGACACUACCGUGAGCUAGGACUUAUCGAUGCCAGGCCGUUGUGCGGUCUUCCACGUCUGGAUGAGCUCAUCCGAGAACAGUUCUUUAGCAACAACCACUUUAGGUUGAAGGACAGCGUCCACGGUUACCACGCCACGACGUACCAGAUGUCAGCUUCAGGUGUCGCUAACGAUGUGACCUAUCUGCCCUGGGAGUUCGUGGACCGGCUUGGCUCCAAGAGUGCUGAACUCCUUACGAGUAUCAGCAUCGAACUUCAGGUAGAGGCGCUUGAAGAGACCGAGGUGUUCCACUUUGACGAGGGGUACGCCGAAAAGGUGAUAGAGUUCCUGAGCUUGGUACGGGAGAGUAGCAAUCUCCGGUGCUUGGAGGUACACAUCGAGUGGGUUCGGGCUGAAGACGUCCGAGGCCUGUACAUGGGUGGCGAUGUCCCGGAUCUCAAAGUUUUCGAGGAGCUGUCAGCAUUCCGUGGCCUUAGGGAGGUGUACCUUCCUGGUCUAGAACUCUUCCCUGCACUACGUGAAGAGCUGGUACGCCUGAUGACUUCGCCUCAAUAG